Molecule: messenger RNA, 1567 nt
Organism: Alternaria alternata
Lineage: Eukaryota; Fungi; Ascomycota; Dothideomycetes; Pleosporales; Pleosporaceae
Exons: 2
Coding region: 198-1304 (368 amino acids)
Biological process (GO): chromatin remodeling
Cellular component (GO): Ino80 complex; nucleus
Source: RefSeq, a predicted model, not a curated record
GGAAUGAUUUCCUCACUGGGCAGGCGUGAAGACGGAAGCGUGGCAGGUCGGUCCACAUGAUGCUCCAGAGACCGUGUUCCUAGCAAUCACCGAGGCCGUGCCCAGAGCGCAGCGCAACCAGACAACUCCAGACCACCACCAGCCAACACGAACGACACCAUCCACACCUGAUCCUCAACCCACCAGCACCACGCGCCAUGGCUUCUGAAGCGCCCAACCCGAUGGACGCCCCGGCCCCAGCCCACGCACAGGAUGCACCCGAUGCAGGCGAUGCGACCAUGAAGCCCGUCAAGCGGUCGUGGAGACGCAAGUACCGCAAGAUGCGCAUCAAGUUCGACGAGGCCAUGACGGACAGCGACAACCUCAUCAAGCAGGAAUGGAAGGCCAUGGGCACGGCGCGCCGUCUACAGGAGAACAACGACCAGAUCCUCGACAUCCUCCUUGAGCUCAAUGAACAGACACGCGUCAACCCGCGCCUGCGCUACGACCUGCGCCACCUCUCCCAGGCCGACACCGCCGUGGAUUCUCUCGAAGUCGGCCCUGGGCCGGAAUUCGUCAAGCAGCAGCUGCAGGCGCUGAGGGAUGACGUUGCCGCCAACAGAAUCACCCCGGAAGAGUACGCGACCAAAGCAGACCAGUUACACACUUCGCAGGCCAUACAGCAGACGCUCAAGUCGCUCGCCAGUCUCCAAAGCAAAGUCCCCCACACGACGCGCGCCGACCUGCCAGACCACCCCAUUGAGGGCAUCGACCUCAGCGAACAUGCGCCAGGCUACAUGUCCCCUGCGCACGAAGACGAGUACCUCCUCGCGACCGACCAACUCCUCGAGCAACCUGGCUUCGACCAGACCCUCCAACAAGGCCGUCCCGUCCGUCUCGCCUCCGCUCAACCCCCGCUCAGCGAAAAGGACCUUACUGUGCGCAACCCCGACAGCGUCUACAACUGGCUACGCAAGCACCAGCCACAGGUCUUCCUGCAAGACAAGGACGCCGCGCAUCACGAGAAUCUCUCGGAAAAGUCUGCCGCACCAAAGACCACCAAGGCCAACGCAGCCAAAGUGAAACGGGAGUCCAACAUCGGAGGAGGCACACCCGGUCCCCGCGACCACGACGACGAAGAUUCCGCCGCCCCCGAGACCGGCAAAGGCCGACGGAAGACGGGCGGUGGCGGCGACGACGACACAGCCUACCGACCCAAGGGCGGCAGUUCUCGACCCGCAAAGCGCAAGCGGGAAGAGGGCGAUACGCCCGUGGGCAAGGGAAGCAGGAAGAAGAAUCGCGCCAGUACCGGACAACCUGCUUGACCUACCUCCCAAUAGGCCGCGCAGUAGAUCAACCUUGUUACCUCCACAACGCCGCCCUAAAUGCAAGAUGCUCCUGUUGCAUAAGCUAUGAAAACAGGAUCGCCUCAUCUGCAAUAUACAUUUGCUGCAUAGAAGAUUAUACGACAGGGGUGCUCUGCAGUAUUAUGAUUCCUCAUGGCGACGCUCGGACGUUGCCUUGCCCUCGGUAUAAAGACCACGACUAUAAAUGUGUUCUCUCCCCGUCGCGCAUCAAGGCAACAGGA